CAUGCAGACAUUUUUCGCCCCCAACAGUUUCAUUUACGAGAAGCGUAACUGAAACAGGUUUGAGGAGCUGUCGACGGCUGCAUGGAACUGUGUUAACAGUUAGCAGUUAGCAAACCCAAGUCUCUUUGGUCAAACGCAGGCUGAUCAACCCUGGAUUGUCACCUGUUUGGAGACUUUACACACUAACUCCGUCAAGGGGUUGUCGAGGUGAUGGAGACAAAGGAACACUGGUUCUUGCAUGGAUUCCUGCUUCUUGCUAUGGUAAUAGCUCAAGUCCUCUGUGCUACAAGAAAACUGAAAGUGACACCAUCUAUACAUGUGAAUGGGAGACAUCUGAAUCUAUGAAGAAUGCAACUUAUGAGCUUUUUACAGCCGCUCCAAUUCCGCUGCAAGUAGAACAUCAUUGGGCAGUAGUAGGAAGAGCUGUAUCUGUGUGCAAGACAAUACAGUGCUCAACAAAGUGUUGGUGGAUAUAUGGGUGGUCGCGUACAUGGGCAACGAGAGCUGCCAGUCACUUAAUACAACUGUUACACUUUCUGAAAGAGUUAAGUAUGAAGCUCCCCAACGUAUGUCUAUGGCAAGAUCCUCGAGCAAUCUUACCCUCAGCUGGGAUAACACGAAAGAUGCUGUCAUAAAGGUGAAGUUCAGAAGACUAGAGGAAACCUCAGGGACAUGGAAGACAUUUAAGAAAGAAGUCAAACAAGCCAUGGUCACUCUGGAGAAUCUCCAGAACGAAUCUGUGUACCAACUACAGGUCAGACAAAUGUCCAAGCAUGUCAAACAUCCCCUGUGGAGCGACUGGACUCCAAUCCUGGACGUUCCCACUGAAAUCCCAAAUCCCCCAGAAGUUAACUGGACAGUAGAGGAGGAUUUUAACAAUGGUACUCGACUACUCAAGCUGACUUGGGGUACACCACCUUAUCCAGUCUCUAUGCAGGUGAAUUACAACCUCUCUCUCCAUAUUUGGCCAUGCCUACUAAAGCGAAAGAACUUCACCAUUGUCACUACCACUGAGUUCAAUGUUUACGUGACUUACUCUGCUGUCAGUGGUGACAUUAUUGCCUUUAAUAAAGUGGGAAAGUCAUCCCCGACACAUAUCCUUGUCCCAGCAAAACAUAUUUCAUUUCCCUGCAAGUCUUGGCCUAAUGACAGACUCAUCCCCCUCAAGUAUGCGCAUGGCUUUAUGAAAUCCUGCCUGGAGUGGUACAAGUCAACAGACGGAGAAACGCGACCAGAAAAAGUGAAUAGAUCAAAACUAAAUGGAACCGUGAAGAAAAAACUAAAACUUGUCAGAAAAAAGAUGGACGACUAUGUACGUUACUAUUACCUCGUUCACAAACAAACUGAUGGAAAGCCACAAUCAACAGAGACGUGUCUCAUGUAUAAAAAGGAGGGUGCACCCAGUAAGGCACCUGAUCAUUUCACUGCUCCUAUUCUUAAUGUUACAACCAAUUCUGCAAUGCUGCAUUGGAAACCUAUUCCUGUGCCAGACCAGCGAGGUUUCCUUACACACUAUGAAAUCUGCUACACAAGGAGAAGCCAAAACAAUGAGUCACAAAUUGAAUCUGAGUGUCUCAAGAGCUUUGCAUCAAAAACAGAGUAUCUUGUUCAAAACCUGACACCUGGGUCCAUCUACAACAUCCAUCUCGCUGGAGCAACAGCUGCAGGUUCAGGACCAACGACAACUAUCGAAAUCACGACAAAGCCCGUACCCCAGUCCGUUAUUGGUUGGAUCAUAGCUGGCAUAAUUGCAAUAUUAAUAACAGUAUGCUUGUUCAUCAUCAAGAGACAUAAAAAAAAAAAUCUUCCCACCAAUACCACGUCCUGUGGUCGUAGAGUCGGUGAAUUAUCGAGCGAGGAAUCAGGUAAAAUCCUUUUAACAAUUGACAUAUUUAGGAUUGUGUUCAGACUUUACUGUGCAGAACUCUGCAUUUUCCCUAAAUGUCCUGCUUUGUAAGUCAGAAUGCACGCAGCACAUGAUUGAACUGAAACAAAAUUGAAAGUAGACAUCAUGUGACAUGAUUUGAUCUUUUACACUAAAUCACAAAUUAUAAAAGUACCAUAGUCAUGAUUGAGCCCUGUCAGGCUGCCAUCAUAAAAGGUAGGGUUAGUUAUUGUGUCUACAGAGGUGCUCAGGUCUAUAUGAAUACACUGGUGGGAGGAAAGCACCUGCUGAGCAAGGAAAGCACAAACAUGGUGAGAAGAAUCUUCCCUUGGCACUCAGUAGCCACAAACCUUCCAUACAUUCCACAAACAAUAAUGCACGCCAAACUUAUUAAAUAGCUGGUUUAUCAACUCAACCUUUUACAAAACAUGUGAAACUGAUGUGUUAUAGGUGCAAAGCAAAAAUAUCUGGUGCACAACUUUAUGUGUGUGCUUAACUUGAACAUUUGUCCAAGUCAUGUGUUGAUGCUAACAUCAUUGAGACAUUGGCAUGAUUUGAUCCUGAAUGGGUAUCCCUUUGUCUCAACAGAGUAUGCAUGAGAAGGAGGAGGUGCAUGAGCUGCAGCUAUAUGACAACUGCAGCCAAGGCCCCAACCCCGAGGAAGCCACAGUCCUGGAAGUGUCUGAGACAUACGAGUGUGAAGACACGGACGAGAAGUGCCUGGGAGACUCCAGCACACCAGUUAGUGACCCGCGGAGCCCUGAUUACAGGGCCCAGGUGCUAUGUCUAGAAACCCCUGAUUCAAGCUAAGGAGAGAUUGACUGUUUGGUCACCAUGUUGAUGUACAGGAACGGUCUGGUCUUUGAUAUGAAAGCAUACUCCACCGAGGAUGUCGGGAUCCCACUUUAGACAUCACUGCUGUAGCACUCGCUCGAAGCCUGUAAUUAUAAUAUAUGACCCCCUUAUUAUGGUGUAUUGUCACUUUCUAUUGGUCCUGACUAAAUAACAGCCAUCUUGAGUCAGUUGAGAGAAUUGACAUAUUAUAAGCCUUAUAAUAAUACAUUAUAAAGGCUUAUUCUUGUUUCUAACAAGUUAUAAAGCGCAUCUGCAUCCUUUAAGUAAAGUGUUAGGCAACACUGCGAGAGAGUGGUGACAGUGGCCUGGCUGGGCCGUUUAGCACUUUGUCUGUUCAAAUAUUCAGGCUAGUUCAUUAACAGGUAAUUAUUAUAUUAUUGUGGACAUUAAAAUAUGUUUAAACACUGUGGAUAUAAAUAAUACUGAAAAAGUUUGCAUUGAUGUAUUUCUUUAAAAUAUUUGAUUAAACUAAUUUUCUUGACAAUAAGCAAAAACAUGGGCAAAAACAGACAACUUGAUUUACAUACAUUUCCACAAACAUUAGUGGCAUCACACUUGCCCAGACCCACAUGUUCCCACACAAACAAAGAGGUGUAAUGGGUUGGCACUCAAAAAGAUGUCGCAUAAAGCGUACAGUACUUCAUUAUUCAAUGUUUGUCAUUAUUUUCACUGCAUCAGACGUUUUGGCUUUAGUGCCUUCUAAUGCUCUGCCCCAUGUGACUUCAAAUUGUGUUAUGUUGUUUCUGUCUGUAGACAGAUUUUUUCCCCAUAUUUAAAUAAUAAAGCAUUUGAUUAUUCCAUUCUCUUAAAGAUGGAGUAUCAUUUGACUGGGGACGGUGGGAUAUGACCCCCCACAUUCUAAAAUUGCAAUGUUGCCCUCCCCCCAGUUUUACCUGUCACCGUGCUGAUAAUAGGCAGACCAAGGCGCAGCAGUGUGUGUUCGGAGAUCCACAUCUUUUAUUUAAGUGAAACUUUCAAACAAAACCAAUAAACAAGCAACAAAAUGUGACUUACGUGGUGCAACCAGCACAAACAUAAACAAUAUCCCACAACCCAGGUGGGAACAAUGGAGGAUCCCCAAGUAGGAUCCCCAAUUAGAGACAACGAUCAUCAGCUGCCUCUAAUUGGGAACCAUACCAAGUACCAACACCCCCCUAGUCACGCCCUGACCUACAACACCAUAGAGAACCAAGGGCUCUCUAUGGUCAGGGCGUGACAUUAUCAUUGCACUGUGAUAGAAAAAAAGGGUCAUCGGUGUGCUUUAUGACCAUGCGGUCAUGUGGUCGGGUAGGCUGUUUGGCUAACAUUAGCUAGCUAGCUCACUAAC
Molecule: messenger RNA, 4067 nt
Organism: Oncorhynchus gorbuscha (pink salmon)
Lineage: Eukaryota; Metazoa; Chordata; Actinopteri; Salmoniformes; Salmonidae
Product: interleukin-6 receptor subunit beta-like
Exons: 15
Coding region: 491-1957 (488 amino acids)
Biological process (GO): cytokine-mediated signaling pathway; positive regulation of tyrosine phosphorylation of STAT protein
Cellular component (GO): external side of plasma membrane; CRLF-CLCF1 complex; signaling receptor complex
Molecular function (GO): cytokine binding; cytokine receptor activity
Source: RefSeq, a predicted model, not a curated record